AUGCAGUCUUAUCGUCUCGAAGUGGCCGUGAAGCGGGUGUACGGACUCAACCCACUCAUUGCCAGCGCCUCGUCAACCAUUUCUGUCGAGGUGCGCUUCCUCGACUUCCCUCCCAUCGUGAUACACCCGCACGGCUACGCUAUUGGCGACUCAGUGACAUAUAACAUUUGCCACAAGGCCGACUUUCGAAUGAGCAGUGAACAGGCUGCCACUGCCUUUCCUGCCAUGUGUCAGUGUCAGCUGGUCAGCGCAAAGGAAGGGACAGUCGUUGGCGCUGCGCGGUGGUCGUGCCCGUGUCCGCUGGUAUCGCAGCCCGACGCAGCCGCACAACCUCCCCUGCGCACGUACGCCGACUACGUCAUCGGCAACGCUGCCGGUGAGACAGUGGGCUACGCCGAUAUGAACUGCCGGGUGCUCUCGCUGGAUGCGCCGGCACCGCAGGCAUCGGUGACGCCGCUGCCGGUCGCUGCACCCCCUGCCCGCGAUCCCGAGCCCAGCAGAGGAACCAGUGCCGACCAGGGCAAGCCGUACAUCGUGCGUGUGGUUGUGGGUGAAAGUGAUCGGCAUCGUCGCCCAAGCCAACCUACUCGCUGCGAAGGCGUGCAGGACGCGUCACGCGGGCGCGAGGUGACGGCAGCGCGUGCCAGUACUAGUGAUCGUGGCCAGCCGCCAAGGCGCGUGCCGGCCAACACCGCCGAGAAGAGCAGUCUGCUUUAUCUCCUGCAGUACGAUGUGGCGUAUCAGUUGCAAUCUCUCAGCGAAACCGUCGCGGCAGCGCUGCACCGAGAGCACGAUGUGUUGACACGCACGCCACUCAAAGGACCGGACAAGAGUGGCACCGUCAGCACCUCCCGGCUUACCAAGUCUAUCGACCACCAUGUGGCAUCGAUUGUGAGGGUGGCAAACAUCGUAUUGCAGGUAGCCAAUCAGCUUGUGGACAACAGCCCUGCCCCGCCGCGUAUCGGAACGAGUCGUGAGGUGAAGGACAUGGUACGGCAAUGGCGCAACCCAGUGAACAAGCUGCCGCUUCCCGCUGAAGGCUCCAUAGGCCAUUACUUACAAUACGACGUGCUCUACCAACUCCAGUGCUUGGGUACCAACUUGUCGUACAUGAUCGUUGCUUACCGCGCGGCGCUAGACAUACCACUGUCGUCGAUCCCUGCACAGCACGUAGAGUACUGCGACGAGCUUGGGCACGAGAUUCAGCACCUCACGAAGCACAUCAACAUUCUCAUCCAAUCUAGCGUGGAUGGUACGCUCAGCACGGCGGCGCCGUCUAUCGUGCCCGAGCCUGUCGCACAGGAUAAGCACCGAAAGAGAAGCAAGAGAAACUCGCAGAGCACACCGCCGGCUGCAGGGCCGCAGCUGGCCCCUCCCAAGUUCACUGGUGUCGCCAAGAGCUUGAGCCGCACUUCCUACUCGUCUUUCAGCAGCACCCGUAGCGCGAGCAGCAGUAGUUUGUCCUCAUCUUCCUCGUCAUCGUCCUUGAAUCGACCCCCAGCGCGGGCGUCGCCGCCGCAGGCGCCAACAGUCGUAGCCGUCCCGGCAAAUCCGCCGCCAGCUGUGCCAUCACCGCAGGCGGCGGCACCCAUGCCGAACGCCACAUCCCAGCCCGUGCCACCGCCGCCUUCCUACAACGCGCCGGCGGCAACAGCAUCAAGUCCGCAAACGUCGCCUCCACUAGCCACCCCGCCGCCGCCGCCAUACACCGUCGCCGCGCCGUCGGCUCAGCCGACGGCAACGCCACUUCCAACGCCAGCAAAGUCGCAAACGGGGCUCUCGCCCUCCAACUCAAUAGAAUCCUUCAGCGCGCCAACCGCCUCGUCGCAGGCGAAUCAGCCCGUGCCGCCCGUCCCUUGGAUUAACCAAGAAAAUAAUUAUCCGCCACCUCCAGUCGCCACAUCCCCACUGUCGUUCCACACCGAGUUGCAGAGCACGGGCAUGUACGGCACAGCUUCUUCCACCCUUGCGCCGCAGCCCGUCCUCGCCACCGGCGGCCCACCUGUGCUCAGCCCUCCGUACUUGUCCUCGGUGCCUCCACCGCUUGCGGCACCGACUCCGCUGACGUCGCCAAGCGCUGCACCGUCACCGCAACCACUGGUCGCACCGCAGCUGAACACGCAGCUUCCCAUCCAGCCGCAGCCCCAGGCGCCGUUGGCGAUUCCGAUACCCGUGCCCAUCCCACGCUAA
This is a messenger RNA of Leishmania mexicana MHOM/GT/2001/U1103, 2190 nucleotides long. RefSeq lists its product as hypothetical. The coding region runs from base 1 to 2190 and encodes 729 amino acids. The transcript has a single exon. The record is from RefSeq and is a predicted model, not a curated record. Lineage: Eukaryota; Euglenozoa; Kinetoplastea; Trypanosomatida; Trypanosomatidae.